Messenger RNA from Suricata suricatta (meerkat), 2064 nucleotides. RefSeq names its product DDB1 and CUL4 associated factor 17 (gene DCAF17). Gene Ontology annotation, cellular component: Cul4-RING E3 ubiquitin ligase complex. Lineage: Eukaryota; Metazoa; Chordata; Mammalia; Carnivora; Herpestidae. Gene Ontology annotation, biological process: protein ubiquitination. The transcript is spliced from 14 exons. The record is from RefSeq and is a predicted model, not a curated record. The coding region runs from base 357 to 1925 and encodes 522 amino acids.
CCAGGCUCCCUCAAAGGGCUCUGGGAACUACACUUCCCGGGGAGAAAAAGGCUCCAGCGGGCCGCGUGUUGCGGGGGCGUCGCACUGUCCGCAGACCCAUCCAGACUUGCAGAGUGGUAGAGAGGCAGGCCGGAAGGGGUGUCUUUUUCCUUCACUCUGCGAUCUGGCAGUGCCAAUCCCGUCUUAACCUCGCCCCACUGCCGUGCGCUCCCUGCCCGGCUCCCCGCGCCUGCUUUUCCUGGGCGCCUCAAGGAGUUGGGGCCUGGAGGUUCGAAGGUAACGGCAGCUGCUUGCCGCGGGAGCGAGGGGCGCGCCCCUCUUCAGCCCAGCAAACCCUGCUCCCGGUCCUUGCCUCCAUGGGCCCAACUCAGAAACCCAACGUGUGCCGCCAGCUGAGUCGCCGGGCGCUGGGCUUCUUCUCGCGGGAUGCUGGCGUGGUGCAGAGGACGAACCUGGGCAUCCUGCGGGCGCUGGUGUGCCAGGAAAGUACUAAAUUUAAGAAUGUUUGGACAACUCAUUCCAAGUCACCUAUAGCCUAUGAGAGAGGAAGAAUAUAUUUUGACAAUUAUCGGUGCUGUGUCAGCAGUGUUGCAUCAGAGCCAAGAAAACUUUAUGAAAUGCCAAAAUGUUCCAAAUCAGAAAAAAUAGAGGAUGCCUUAUUAUGGGAAUGCCCAGUGGGGGAAAUACUUCCCAAUCCAUCAGAUUAUAAAUCCUCACUCAUAGCACUGACUGCUCAUAAUUGGCUAUUUCGCAUAUCAGCAACUACUGGAAAAGUCCUUGAGAAGAUAUAUCUUGCUUCCUAUUGCAAAUUCAGAUACUUGAGCUGGGACACUCCUCAAGAAGUCAUUGCAGUCAAGUCGGCUCAAAACAAAUGCUCAGCAUUGGCCCGGCAGGCAGGCAUUCAACAACCUGUUUUGCUGUAUCUUGCAGUGUUCCAUGUUUUACCUUUUUCACUCAUAGGGAUUCUGGAGAUCAACAAGAAGAUUUUCGGGAACGUUACAGAUGCUACCUUGUCUCAUGGGAUACUGAUUGUGAUGUACAGCUCAGGACUGGUCAGACUCUAUAGCUUCCAAGCCAUCAUUGAACAGUUCAUGCAACAGAAACUUGACUUAGGGUGUGCAUGCAGAUGGGGUGGGACUGCUGGAACUGUAGGAGAGGCUCCCUUUGGCAUUCCUUGUAAUAUUAAAAUCACAGACUCACCACCACUGCUCUUUGAGGUGUCCUCCCUGGAGAACGCUUUCCAGAUUGGAGGCCAUCCUUGGCACUACAUCAUCACACCUAAUAAGAAGAAACAGAAAGGAGUUUUCCAUAUUUGUGCCUUGAAAGAUAAUUCCUUGGCAAAAAAUGGGAUCCAAGAAAUGGAAUGUUGUUCUCUAGAAUCUGACUGGAUCUAUUUUCAUCCUGAUGCGUCUGGUAGAAUAAUACAUGUUGGCCCAAAUCAGGUCAAAGUUUUAAAGCUAAACGAAGUAGAAGAUAAUAGUGCCCAGUAUCAGAUCUCUGAAGACUUUGUCAUUUUGGCCAACAGGGAGAAGAACAAGAAUGAAAAUUUAUUCACUGUUACAGCUUCUGGACGGGUGGUGAAAAAAAAUGUUAAUCUUCUGGAUGAUGACCCAGAACAAGAGACUUUUAAAAUUGUGGACUACGAAGAUGAGCUGGAUUUGCUUUCUGUGGUAGCUGUUACCCAAAUAGAUGCCGAAGGAAAAGCUCACCUGGAUUUCCACUGUAACGAAUAUGGAACUUUACUUAAAAGCAUUCCACUAGUGGAGUCAUGGGAUGUGACAUACAGCCAUGAAGUCUACUUUGACAGAGACUUGGUGCUACACAUAGAACAGAAACCCAGCAGGGUCUUCAGCUGCUAUGUUUACCAGAUGGUAUGUGACCCUGGCGAAGAAGAAACAACAAACAGAAGUUGUGAAAAAGAGUGAGAUAAUUUUUAAAUUUGAGAUGUAAUUUAUGAGACUUUUGGCCACAUAUCCAAGCAACUAUGUUCAGUCCUCCUCUUUGUUAUCUGCAUAGCAAAUUCUCCAGUAUUUUUUAGAAAAAAAAUCUUGUGCUGACUUCAUA